Messenger RNA from Acyrthosiphon pisum (pea aphid), 5220 nucleotides. RefSeq lists its product as uncharacterized. The record is from RefSeq and is a predicted model, not a curated record. Gene Ontology annotation, molecular function: aspartic-type endopeptidase activity; nucleic acid binding. The transcript has a single exon. Gene Ontology annotation, biological process: proteolysis; DNA integration. Bases 1 to 5220 code for a protein of 1739 amino acids. NCBI's taxonomy places the organism in Eukaryota, Metazoa, Arthropoda, Insecta, Hemiptera, Aphididae.
AUGCCUCUCAGUCCUACAGAAACCGAACGUGCAGAACGCCUUCUAGUACGUACUAUCGCAAAACGUGAUGCUCUCGUUGUACAAAUGAGUUUGUUGCAUGAUCUUUCGAAAAAUGUCGUGCAUAACGCGGCUACCAUUCUUCCGUUAUUCCGCGCUCGAAAACGCGACAUUGAUUCACUUCUCACCCAAUUCAAAGCUGAACAGGACUCAAUUUUAGAUAUGCUAGUUCAGUUGCAACGCAUAAGUGAAUACCACACUACGCAUGCACCGAUCGACAUCGCGUUAUCGGAACAAUAUUAUAAUAUCUUAGCAGUCGCUGAAGAAAUCGGUUUGAAUGUUCCAUUGACGGUACCCCCGGUCACCGUUAGUUCUCAAGAGUGUUCUCAUAUUCAAUUACCGAAAAUUGAGCUUCCUCAUUUUGAUGGUGAUUUCUUGCAAUGGAUCGCCUUUCGUGAUACGUUCAAAUCAUUAGUACAUGAUAACUCGCAAAUAAAAGAUAUCGAAAAAUAUCAUCAUUUGUUGUCCGCCGUCAGUGGAAGUGCCAGUGCUGUCGUGCGUUCCCUGCCGUUAUCAGCGUCCAAUUAUGUCGUCGCAUGGAGGGCCCUUCUUGACAGGUUUGACAACCCACGCCUUAUCAUGAAUUCACAUUUAGAUAAAUUGUUUAGCUUCUCCACCUUGCGUUCAUCGUCGUUGGACGAUUUGAAACAUUUUUUGGACACUUUUCAAGAAAAUAUCGCCGCCCUGAGAAGCUUUGACGUUCCAGACAAAGAGGGUUUCUUGUUAUUCUACCUCGCGUCGCGGGUAUUGGACUCUAGCACAAAAUGUUUAUUUGAAUCCCAACGUGAUAAUCGGACAAUACCAGUCAUCGAUGAAUUGUUGAUGUUCGUACAGACUCGAUGUCAGGUUCUCCAAAAUAGUGCAGGUACAUCCAAUUGGGGAUCACCAGUCAAGAACAAACCUACUUCCUACGCAAAAAAGGGUUCGUCGUUCGUGAAGACUUCCUUAUUAGCCAAUGCUUCAGAGUCCCACAAGCCGUGUUUAGUUUGUAAUGGCCCACACCCUUUGUAUCGAUGUGACAAAUUCAUACAACAACAGGUGCCGGCACGUCUCAAAACGGUACAGACACAUCGUUUGUGCAGAAACUGCAUAAGUGCAGUACACGACACUUCAAAAUGUUCAUCGAAGUAUUCAUGCCGUCAUUGCUCCGCGAAACACCAUUCAUUGCUUCAUUUGGACACAUAUAAAACAAAAGAGUCCCUGAAUCUACCCAGCUCCUCCAGUUCGACUUCAGGGGACACAUCGAAAGGUCAGGAUGUAGCCACGGUCAACAUAGGAACAGCCAGCCGCACAAAUUUGAGUGUCUUGGGGACGGCUAGCAUUCGGAUUCAGGAUAAGUGCGGACAUUGGAUUCCAUGCAGAGCUCUGAUAGACUCAGGAUCACAAGUCUCCGCGAUAACUCACAAUUGUGCCACCCAAUUAGGCUUGACACGACGUCACAGCGCCAUUGACAUCGUGGGAUUGUCACAAACACCAAUUUCUCGGGUAAAAGGAGUAGUAACAUGUUCAUUCACAGCGAGUUCCACCUCUUCUCCGGAAUACUCAUGCGAACCCAUUGUAUUAAGCAAGAUCACUGGCAUAUUACCAUCCAUGAGGCUUAAUCCAAGCAUUCGCUCGCACUACUCCGCCCUGCAGUUUGCGGACCCAUUUUUUGAUCGUCCAGGGCGCAUUGAUUUCUUGUUAGGUGCUGAUGUCUACAACCAACUCUUCACGGGCGAAAGUCGUGUGCAUCAUACUCCAGGUUUUCCGUCAGCGUUCGAGACACGAUUAGGAUGGAUAUUCAUAGGGCCUAUUGCCUAUGAUGGUACUGAAAUCUCAUCAAACAGUUUGACGGUACGUACAGAGCCGUCAUUGGAUAAAUUGCUCCAUCGGUUCUGGACAGUUGAAGAGCCAGUAGUACAACCAAUUCCAUUCACUGAAGAGCAGAAGUGCGAAGAUUGGUUUGUUCGGACAACCCAACGGGAUGAGUCAGGCAGAUACAUAGUAACGUUUCCUUUCAAGUCAGACCCAUGUAUUUUGGGUGGGUCACGUACAAUGGCCUUAUCUCGGUUUCUAAAUUUAGAGCGCAAAUUACAGGUGAAUGACGAAUUGUACGCAGAAUACCGGGCGUUCAUGGAUGCGUACAUAAAGCUUGGUCAUAUGCACCUUGCCACGUUGCCUGGAAAGUACAUCAUCCCGCAUCACGCGGUAGUCAAAUCCGUGAAUGAUUCUAUCAAACUUCGGGUCGUAUUUGAUGCAUCAGCUCGAACGUCAUCAGGUUCAUCGUUGAAUGACAUCGUGUUCACGGGCCAAAAAUUACAACAAGAUAUUUCCACAUUGUUAAUGUCAUGCCGGUUACAACGGUACAUGUUCACAGCAGAUAUUUGCAAGAUGUAUCGGCAGAUCAAGCUAUCUCAUUCCGACCAACAAUAUCAACACAUCUUAUGGCGCGAUUGCCCUUCGGAUCCGUUACAAGAAUACGCUUUAUCCACUGUCACAUAUGGGGUUGCGUGUUCGCCAUUUCAAGCGAUCCGGGUGUUGCACCAACUAGAAGCGGACGAAGGAGAUAAGUUUCCAGCCACGAAGAACGUGUUAACGGCCCAAACGUAUGUAGACGAUAUCAUUACCGGGGCCCAAUCCGUUGAGUCGGUGCUAACACUCCAGAAUCAACUUUGUAACCUCUUGGCAAGUGGUGGCUUUAUCUUGAAGAAGUGGGCGAGCAAUAGUCCAGAAGUUCUUCAAACCAUUCCCGUCGCAGAUAGAGUCCUUGAAUUGUCUUUUGAUCCCAAAGAUGACGCUUGUGUAAAGAUUCUCGGGCUCCAUUGGGACCCCGUCACAGAUACGUUCACCUAUCAUAGUGAUCAUGUCCAGUCCGCACUCACCAAAAGAGCAGUUCUAUCGUCCAUCGCCAAGAUAUACGACCCGCUAGGUGCUCUAGCGCCGAUAACGUUCUGGGCAAAAUGUUUUAUGCAGAGGUUAUGGAAGGAAGGAUAUGAAUGGGACAGUCCCAUAUCGUCAGAACUAGCAUCAGCAUGGGCCCUAUUUGCCUCCGAAUUACCCCUUGUCUCCGGUAUCCGGAUUGCACGUCAUAUCCCGGUUCAAUCAAGUAGCCACGCGCAAUUGAUUGGGUUCUCCGAUGCUUCACUGAAAGGCUACGCCGCGGUCGUAUACCUCCGACUUUUGUAUGUCAACGCGUCACCCACCAUACAUCUUAUUACCGCCAAAUCUAAAGUAGCGCCAUUAAAGUCAGGUCAGGCGGAUGAACUUCUAUCUGUCCCACGGCUGGAGUUGUGUGGCGCGCUGCUGUUGGCACAAGUUCUACAGCGCGUACAAGGGACCAUGGCAUCCGUGGUGACAUUGUCGUCAAUUCACGCGUGGACUGAUUCAACAGUCGUUUUAUCCUGGUUGACGAAUGUGCAAGUACAAUACAAAAUAUUCGUCACCAACAGACUCAACAAGAUCAAGGAACUAAUUCCAACAUGCGAAUGGCACCACGUGGUUACUUCCCAAAAUCCUGCUGAUUGCGUAUCCCGCGGAAUGUUCCCGAAGGAUGCGUUGGACCAUCGUUUGUAUUGGGAUGGUCCUUCAUGGUUGUACGAGCCCAAUGAUGAAUGGUCAUCCGCCACUUUCCAACCUUUAGCUCCCCAUGAGGUACCAGAACAGGCAAGCCACACACUAAGUGCAGUGACACUCGCCACCCAUGUAGAUGACCCCGAGUGGUUCAAAAGAUUUUCUUCAUUGACAAGACUUCAGCGUGUCAUUUCAUACAUGCACCGGUUCAUUGAUCGCGCCCGAAAACGACAGUCAGUACUUGGAUAUAUUCGACAUACCGAACUCGAACGUUCAUUGUUUCUGGUUAUACGGCUGACGCAGGAUCAACAUUUCUCGGCGCUCAGAAAAUCACUCACGUCAGUACCUCCUGAAGCUUCUCCGAUAUCACUCGCUAGACUGUCUACCUAUAUUGACUCAGAAGGAAUAAUUCGCGUGGGUGGCCGUCUGCGGCACUCCGUACUACACGAUGACGCCAAAAAUCCCAUUUUAUUACCAAAAGUGUGUUCCUUGUCUACACUUUUAAUCCGACACUAUCAUCUGCAAUAUCUUCAUGCCGGCCCACAGCUUAUAUCGUCCUUACUCGUGCAACGAUAUUGGAUCAUGUCAGCCAGGGCCGCUAUCCGUCGCAUAACAUUUAAAUGUAUUAGCUGCACUCGUCAAAAGGCUACCGCGCCUAUACCAAUAAUGGCAGACCUGCCGCCCGCCAGAGUGCGUCCAUCCCGGCCAUUCGCUCACGUGGGGGUGGACUAUGCGGGACCGUUCCUGAUCAAGGAAGGGAGGCGGAAACAAGCACGCUCCGUCAAAGGGUAUCUAGCCUUGUUCGUUUGUAUGGUGAUUAAAGCGGUCCACAUUGAGGUUGUUUCGGACUUGACCACCGACGCGUUCAUUGCUGCAUUACAUAGAUUCGUGUCGCGACGGGGACUCCCGUCAGAUAUAUAUUCAGACUGUGGUACCAAUUUCAAGGGAGCAAAUCGUGAUCUCCAACGUUUGUUUUCUGAACCCGCAGCGCAGGAAUUGUACUCCGGUGCCAUCGUCUGUCACUGGCAUUUUAACCCACCAGCCUCACCGCACUUCGGAGGUCUGUGGGAAGCCGCUGUGAAGUCUUGCAAAUACCAUCUGAAACGCGUGAUUGGAACCCAAAUGUUGACGUUUGAAGAAAUGGCCACACUAGUCAGCCGGAUAGAAGCCAUCUUAAACUCGAGACCAAUCACGCCACAAUCGUCCAGCCCACACGAUCUGAACCCGUUGACACCAGGUCAUUUUUUGGUGGGUGGGCCUCUCGUCACAAUUGCUGAACCGGAUUUGACCACUACUCCGAUGAACCGUUUGCGCCGUUGGCAGCUUUUAACUUUGUUUCACCAAUCGUUCUGGACCAGGUGGGCAUCAGAAUACCUUACGAGUCUACAGAACCGAGCCAAAUGGAUACGACCACAGCUCAAUAUUGAGGUCGGGGACCUAGUCAUCGUCCGAUGUCCAAAUUUGCCACCAACUGCUUGGAAACUCGGCCGCGUGGAAAGCACUCAUCCAGGUGAUGAUGGCGUGGUGCGAGUCGUCACGGUGCGCACCACCGAUGGGACGUUCAAAAGACCAUGUGUCAAACUUGUCGUGCUACCUACGCCUGAUGAUCCGUAA